AUGGAACAUACAUAUCAAUAUUCAUGGAUCAUCCCUUUCAUUCCACUUCCAGUACCUAUUUUACUCGGAGCUGGACUUCUACUUUUUCCGACAGCAACAAAAAACCUUCGACGUAUGUGGACGUUUCUGAGUAUUUUUUUGUUAAGUAUAGUUAUGAUCUUUUCGCUCUAUCUAUCUAUUCAACAAAUUUUUCUAAGUUGCAUUCAUCAAAAUGUAUGGUCUUGGACCAUAAAUAAUGAAUUUUCUUUUGAGUUCGGUUACUUUAUUGAUCCACUUACUUCUAUUAUGUCAAUAUUAAUUACAACUGUUGGAAUUUUGGUUCUGAUUUAUAGUGAUAAUUAUAUGUCUCAUGAUCAAGGAUAUCUGAGGUUUUUUGCUUAUAUGGGUUUUUUUAAUACUUCAAUGUUAGGAUUAGUUACUAGUUCUAAUUUGAUCCAAGUUUAUUUUUUUUGGGAAUUAGUUGGAAUGUGUUCGUAUUUAUUAAUAGGUUUUUGGUUCACACGACCUAUUGCAGCGAAUGCCUGUCAAAAAGCUUUUGUAACCAAUCGUGUAGGGGAUUUUGGUUUAUUAUUAGGAAUUUUAGGUCUUUAUUGGAUAACUGGCAGUUUCGAAUUUCAAGAUUUGUUCGAAAUAUUCAAUAAUUUAAUAUUAAAUAAUAGAAUAAAUCUCUUAUUCCUUACUUUGUGUGCAUUUCUAUUAUUUGUGGGUCCUAUUGCUAAAUCUGCACAAUUUCCUCUUCAUGUAUGGUUGCCGGAUGCCAUGGAGGGCCCUACUCCUAUUUCGGCUCUUAUACAUGCUGCUACUAUGGUAGCAGCGGGAAUUUUUCUUGUAGCUCGUCUUCUUCCUCUUUUUAUAGUUAUCCCUUCUAUAAUGUAUAUAAUAUCUUUGAUAGGUAUAAUAACAGUACUCUUAGGAGCCACUUUAGCUCUUGCUCAAAAAGAUAUUAAGAGAGGUUUAGCCUAUUCUACAAUGUCUCAACUGGGUUAUAUGAUGUUAGCUCUAGGUAUGGGGUCUUAUAGAUCCGCUUUAUUUCAUUUGAUUACUCAUGCUUAUUCGAAAGCUUUGUUGUUUUUAGGAUCUGGAUCCAUUAUUCAUUCAAUGGAAGCUAUAGUUGGCUAUUCUCCUGAUAAAAGUCAGAAUAUGAUUCUUAUGGGUGGUUUGACAAAACAUGUGCCGAUUACAAAAACUGCCUUUUUAGUAGGAACACUCUCACUUUGUGGUAUUCCCCCCCUUGCUUGUUUUUGGUCUAAAGAUGAAAUUCUUAAUGAUAGUUUGUUAUUUUCGCCAAUUUUUGCAAUAAUAGCUUGUUCAACAGCGGGAUUAACCGCAUUUUAUAUGUUUCGGAUUUAUUUACUUACUUUUGAAGGCCAUUUAAACACUUAUUUUAUAAAUUAUAGUGGAAAAAAAAGUAGCUCCUUCUAUUCAAUUUCUUUAUGGGGUAAAGAAGAAGAUAAAAAACUUAAUAGGAAUUUUGGGUUAGUACCAUUAUUAACAAUGAAUAAUACGAAAAGAGCUUCUUUUUUUGGCAAUAAAACAUAUAAAAUUAGUAAUAAUGUAAGAAAUCAAACUUUUAUUACUGUUGAAAAUUUUGGACUUAAUACAAGAACUUUCUAUUAUCCCCAUGAAUCAGACAAUACUAUUCUAUUUCCUAUGCUUGUAUUGCUUUUAUUUACUUUGUUUAUUGGAGCCAUAGGAAUUCCUUUCAAUCAAGAAGGAAUAGACUUUGAUAUAUUAUCAAAAUUAUUAACGCCGUCGAUAAACCUUUUGCAUACCAAUUCAGAAAAUUUUGUAGAUUGGUAUGAAUUUUUGAAAAAUGCAAUUUUUUCAGUCAGUAUAGCUUUGUUUGGAAUAUUUAUAGCAUACUGUUUAUAUAAGCCUUUUUAUUCAUCUAGAUUAAAUUUAACUUUACUUAAUUCAUUUCAAAAGUGGAGUUCUAAAAGAAUUAGGUGGGAAAAACCAAUAAAUUUUGUAUAUAAUUGGUCAUAUAAUCGUGGUUACAUAGAUACUUUUUUUAAAAAAUCUUUAACUGAAAGUAUAAGAAAAUUAGCAAAACAAACGAAUUUUUUUGAUAAACGAAUCAUUGAUGGAAUUACAAAUGGAGUAGGUAUUACAAGUUUCUUUGUAGGAGAAGUAACAAAAUAUAUAGGUGGAAGUCGCAUCUCUUCUUAUCUGUUCUUGUAUUUGUGCUAUGUAUUGAUUUUUUUAACGAUCCUCUUUUUUUUUUAUUUUGAAAAAUUCUAA
Brassica napus (rape) is the source of this 2241-nucleotide messenger RNA. The record is from the annotation of a RefSeq genome assembly. NCBI's taxonomy places the organism in Eukaryota, Viridiplantae, Streptophyta, Magnoliopsida, Brassicales, Brassicaceae.